Molecule: messenger RNA, 1058 nt
Organism: Botrytis cinerea B05.10
Lineage: Eukaryota; Fungi; Ascomycota; Leotiomycetes; Helotiales; Sclerotiniaceae
Exons: 2
Coding region: 68-856 (262 amino acids)
Source: RefSeq, a predicted model, not a curated record
GACCUCUUAUUCACACUCUACCAACCAAAGGCAAGAGUUUUCUUUUUCUCGUAGUCUAUCAUCCACAAUGUCGUCCACGGCCUCUAUCCCCAGGUUUCUUUUACCACUUCGAUCUCCUCUCUGGUCUGUGUCCUCAAAAACGACAAAAACGACCAUUCGCAAUGCUUCUACCAAAUCAAAGAACAAUGCAUCCAAAAAGUCUCCCAAACCUCUCGUUCUCGAGAAACCCACCAAAUUUAACCCCCCUUCUCAUCCUGCCCGCCUCCGCAAGGAUCCUCCCCGGUAUCCAGGUCCCCAAUUGAGCGCCGAAGAAAUAGCUAGACAAAGCGUGAAGAAAUAUCCAAAUAUGAUGCCACCGGAAGGAACAUUUAUGCAUUGGUUUCUCAACAACAAGUCCAUCCAUAUCUGGAUCGCAUUGGGCACACUCUCUACCCUCGCAGGAGGAGUCUGGAUCACAAACUUCAAGCGCGAUUCCCCAUUCGGAGAUAUGCUACCUGAAUGGCCACAACUAUUUCUACACCCAAUCGCAUUUACAAGAACAUGCUAUGAAGUUUUGCAGCUGCACACUGCGCAUGUAACAGCAGAGACAAUGGAAAGGAGAAAACAUAAGGUGGAGGACGUUGCGAAGAGGGCUGCUUAUAGAAAGGCGCACGGAUUGGAUAAAGACGAAAGCUUUGGCGGCUGGACUGCUAAGACUGAUAAAGAGGUUUUGGGACCGGGGAUUAAGUUGGGACAUGAAAAGGAAGCUGAGAUUGCCGAGACGGCUGAGGGGGGUGUGGGUAAGGGCAAGGAAGCAGAGAAGCAGGUCGUUUACGAGAAACAAUUCUCAGGAAAGAAGUGGUUGGGAAUUUGGUAGGAGUCAGACGCAUCUUUUGAUACCAUUUUUUAUUUUUUUUGGGAAAUCGUAUUAGAACAUCGUUCUAAUGUUGAGCCGGCAUGAGACGAGAUAUUGUACAUGUUUGGGAGAAGAAGGGUAUCAUUGUAGAAAAUUCCUUGUAAAAUCGCGACACUAGGACAGCUCCACAGUCUCCAAUCCAUCUAAUACCUCCUCUGCUACA